ACAAGGUUACUGGCUCUGGUUUUUGGACCCUAUAAUACUUCUUUAUUUUAUGAGUUAUAUUUAUCCCCAAAGCACAGAAGAAGGAUGCGAGUGAUGCUCCACAGAUCUGUUAUUUACUCAGCAACCAUAAUCAGUCCUGAAAGUAAAAUCAGAUCCACUAUGACUAAGGCCAGCUACUGUUUAUUUCAUUGGAUUUCCACUGACCCUGUUGUACAACAGCUUCAUGGAGGGGCUGUGGCCUCUUCACCCCCUUCUGCAUCCACUCACUGCCAUAUCAGUCUGCACUACCGGUGUAUCACUUGCCUAAAUGGCAGAGGUCUACAAAAGAACACUGUAUAGCUUUAACAGUAAUAUGUUUAUAUCACAUCCUUCAGGCUGUACAACACAAUGGCUGUAAUUGCUCACAAUUGAUGUGUAGUUCCAUCAAACCAGUUUUAGAGAUCUACUAGAGACCCAUCAAACAACAGGAUGUGCAAUAUAUCUUUCCUAUGACAUGUUCUAGAGAUCUACUAGAGACCCAUCAAAAAACAGGAUGUGCAAUAUAUCUUUCCUAUGACAUGUUCUAGAGAUCUACUAGAGACCCAUCAAAAAACAGGAUGUGCAAUAUAUCUGUCCUAUGACAUGUUCACACUUCAGACUAAAGUGGAGAAGUGGGCCGUUUUAUCAUCACCAACUCCUCCAACAUGCACUUUCCCUUUCCCCUGUUACUGCUGCCAGCAGCUCAAAGCUGAAAAGUAUGCUCUGGCUGAUGACCAUAAAACUUGUUCUCUUCAAAAAAUAAAAACACAGUUUGAACCCUUUGGCUCAGGAAGAGACUCCAGACAGAAGGGAGGGUGCCUGGCACUCGGGGGUAUUUGUGCUGUAACUCCUUUAGUUGAUGGCGGAGCCUUUCAGUGGAAUACGUGGUGCCCAAAUGGAGUAUUUGGCAUGCAGAAGGCCUCUCUGAGAGCAGAGUUGGAUGGUCUGCCUGCACUCCUCCUCUCUUCAAAAAGCCACAGUAGGAAGGCUAAUGGGGAGCUGGCAGGAAACCCAGUGCAGAUGGAUGAAAGAGAGAAGAGGGGAGCAGGCUUAAGGCAAGGAGUUGAAGAGAGCGGGAGGAGAAACUUCAGAAGCAGGAGAGCUCCAGAGGAUUAAGCAUGUUUGAGAUGACAGAUCUGGGAGGUGUUUUACUUUUCAGGCACUUGAGUCCCACCCCCCAUCUCUGUACGUACAGUAAAUGAGGUCGGCAAUGAGGAUGAGAGUGAAGGUCCAAAGAAGUGCACUUCUCUGAUUUCUUGAAAGCCAGAACGUUUUGGAGGAAUUCCGUUUGCUAUCUGAUCAAUCAAAAUGUUUGUAUGACUGAGUGUGCUGCUGACCAAAGAUGAUUUAAUUGUUUAUUUUAUCCAAAUGCAAAUGCAUCCCUCACACCAAAAGACUGGAGGAGUAAGUGUACUUGUUGGGACAGUCCAUGAUGAGAAUUUAAGUGCCACAUUUAAACUGCAGUAUUUAUGUUGAUGUUGAGGUCAGUCAAGUGUUCGACAAGACAAUGUUUUUGUCAUAUUGUUGCUCUAUCCAAUACAACUGAAUUACCAUAACCUUGUAAAGGUGUUUUGUCACCCAUUGAAAAAUAAACAAAGGUAUAUAAGCUGCAGAACUUUCUUCCUUUCAAAAACCGACUCGAGUGGGAAGACACUAUAAGAAACUGGACCUGCAUUCGUUGAGAGUAUCUCACUAUACACACUGCUUCCUCCAAAAAUUCCUGUUGCUGGAACACAAUGAAGCACAGUAGAGAUAGAUUGUUCCACGGAAGUGUCCAUGGCUGUGUGACUGCAAGGAAUUUUGAGUUACAGCUUUAGCUGACUUUGAGCUAUAUACUGCUUCGUUGGCGGAAAUAUCUAAUAUUAAAAGCACAAGAAUAAUCAACAGUUCUUUUCAGCUUUUAAAAAGACUUAUUAAUAUUAUCCGAACCGGUAGCAUACCUUACUGAAAAGAAACAGAAUAGAACGAGGAACGGGUUUAUUUAGCGUUCGUGUGUGCGCGCGUUUGUGUGUGUCCUCCCGCGCGCACCCACGCGUCAUUGAAACACCUUCCAAAAGAGGGCCAGCAUUUACUGAGUCCCGGGCGACAAGGGAACUGCGACUCCGUUUUCCCUCAGACUGGCUACUCCUUGGUACACACACAAGAUCCGGGAGCACUGAUCAAGUCCUCUGUUGUACGGCGCUGACAAAGCCAAGUGCAAGACGCAACAUUAGUACAAAGUGUUUUCUUCUCCUGGCAAGACUAUCUUCAAUUUUAAGGAAAUAGAGAGUAACUUAACCGAAGGGACCGGACACGAUAAAAGAACGGUUGCAUUGAAGAUGGCAUCAGUGAAUGACUCCCGCGUGCAGCAGCCAUCGCAGAAGGACGCGGCCGAUCAGAACUUCGACUACAUGUUCAAGCUGCUGAUCAUCGGCAACAGCAGUGUGGGCAAGACCAGCUUUCUGUUCCGCUACGCCGAUGACUCGUUCACCCCGGCUUUCGUCAGUACGGUGGGCAUCGACUUUAAGGUCAAGACUGUGUUCCGCAACAACAAGAGGAUCAAGCUACAGAUCUGGGACACAGCAGGACAAGAGAGGUAUCGCACCAUCACCACAGCUUACUACAGAGGAGCCAUGGGCUUCCUGCUCAUGUAUGACAUCACCAACCAGGAGUCCUUCAGCGCCGUGCAAGACUGGGCCACCCAGAUUAAGACGUACUCGUGGGAUAACGCCCAGGUGAUACUGGUGGGGAAUAAGUGUGACCUGGAGGAUGACCGCCUAAUCCCCACAGAAGACAGCCAGCGACUGUCUGAUGAGCUAGGAUUUCAGUUUUUUGAGGCCAGUGCCAAGGACAACAUCAACGUGAAGCAGGUGUUUGAGCGCCUGGUGGAUGUGAUCUGUGAGAAGAUGAACGAGAGCAUGGAGGGCGAGAGGGUGCAGCCCAAAAGCUACGCCGACUCCAGCCUGCAGGAGGCAGCCUCUGAGAGCCACGGAGCCUGUGCCUGCUGAACUGUGUGACAGACCCACCUCCAUACACAGUCAAACCCCACCUCCAUACAGUCCAAACCCACCUCCAUACACAGUCCAAACCCACCUCCAUACAGUCCGAACCCACCAUACACAGUCAAACCCCACCUCCAUACAGUCCAAACCCACCUCCAUACACAGUCCAAACCCACCUCCAUACACAGUCCAAACCCACCUACAUACACAGUCCAAACCCACCUCCAUACACAGUCCAAGUGCUCUACCCAAUCCCAGGUGUUUCUGAGUGACGGGCUACAAACACAUACUGUACAUACACUCAUACACUAUCACAGACCUUCUUAAAAGGAAACGGACUCUCAUGAAUGCAAACAUGCAACCCACACACAACAUGAUUAACUGAGGUCUUGGUUGGGUCAAAAUGAAGGAAAAGCACACACACACCCAUACACCAACUUGUAGCGACAUCUGUUACUGGCUCUUAACUUGGCCUCUUCAUCAAAAACCACUGAAACAGAAGCCCAGUGAUAACCUGGGGACACACCCACAUGCACACACAUAGGCCAUUCACUACCACCACCACAAUGCCCCCCACCCAGACCUUCUUCAGCGCCCCCCUCCCACAUGUUUGCUGGGUUUGCUGGAUAAACUCAAGCACCCCUAAAGAAAGCCCCAUGCUUUUUGUCGUAGCUGUUAAACCAAAACAUUGGUUGUGUGAGCCUGAUAUUCCAGCUCAUGCAUGCACACACACAGGCACAUACAAACCAUUUAGUCCUUGACUGCCUCCUUUACAUAUAUCAUCCGUUUGUGUUCAUUGCAUGUGAUGCAGCAGGCUUUGCCCGACGUUUAUACAAGAAACAUGCGCAAAUCUCUGAAUGUGACAUUCUGCUUCUUUGACAUGCACUCUCAGUCUUCAUUUUUAUGUGAAUGUUUGUGUGCACUGAACGUGCCUUUAAACUUUACAUUUGUCACAACAAGUCAUUCCCUGUCACAGCUGGUGUUAUUGGAAUGAGAGGAAGUGUGUGUGUGUGUGUGUGUGUGUGUGUGUGUGAGAGAGAGAGGUUGAUGGAGAAAUAUAGAGUCUCUCUUUCUAAUCAAAUCUUCAUCCAUUGGCAGGAGGGUGCCAUCAGAGUGGCAUGCUUGCUGCAGGAGUCGUUUGGUGUCACUGCAGCCUGUCUUUGUCCCACCCUUUAUCUCAUGAGGUUCAUUGGGUCUGUGUGUCCCAUUGUGCCCCCUCUACUUCUGCCCUCUACUACCCCCGUCCCUGACCUUGAGUCAUAACCUCCACUCAAAUACGCACCCCUCUGCUUUAUGGUUGGUUUAUGUACAUCAGACCAACACUGUGAUUUUGGUGUAACGUGUCUAUUGCUGCAUAUGCUUUCUGUGAAAUAGAUAUACAUCAUCCCAUGCUUAAAUAUGAUGUGUGACAGACAGUACAUGUCAUCGUAAUGGAGAUGCGUAAUUCCUUUUAGUUGUUUCAUCUCAGCGGAUGUGCUAGCUGCAGUGUUGUGGGGUGUAUAUAAUCUUAUUAAUGGAGUGUGUGUGUGAUGGCAUACCGUCUUAGUUUCCUCUUCAUGUCCAUCUGGUUUGAAAAGCAUCACCAGAUCUUGUUGGAUAGAGUUCUGAAAGCUGAAGACACACAUGAGUGUGUCUGAAUUGCGUGUGCAAAUUGUCUGUGUCUGUGUCUUCUCGCUCACUACCAAGCUUUCCAUGGUUCAAGUUAUUAGCCACUGCCGCUACACAGUACCUUGCACCCUGGUUUUUCCAACUCUCUAUUACCCUCUUUCAGGAGCCCUGUGCGUCUCUUGGCUACAUUCCUCUAAUACAUACAACAAUGACAAUGACACAAUGUGAAACAUUUAUAGAUCACUUGUUUUGCUAUUCCACUGACACCAAUCAGCACACAUUGAAUUAACACUACUUUACUUGGUUACUUUUUCCUGUUCCAGGAAGUGCAGCUAAUGUGUUCCCUUGUCCCAUCUGUGUGGUGCCAAAGAUACAUUGCUUUAUGCAGUGAAGUUGUACAAUUUUCUACUCACAGAUUGUGUGAGGCAUGUGGAACAUGUUUCAGGGUGCUGUUGGUGGGACACUAUUGUACUCCUGUGUGUUCAGCUCAAACGCUUGUUCAUUUUAGUUAUACACUGAGGCUCAGACCUACAUACUGGAUCUACUGUAUUCACACUGGAGGUAGUGCUUUUUUUAAGGGGGUGAGAAGCUAAAGGUAUGUGCUUAAAUAUUUAUGUGUUAUAUUCACCCCCAUACAACAACUGUUAAGACUUACUGAUUUAACAGUAUUGAGUCAAGUAAGUCUACUCGCUGUCAAAAUUCAAAAUGACUUGAAGAGCAGUUAUCCUUGCAGUUGAGUUUUUACUUUAAAACGAUUAUAAUGCUGUUUUUGUGUCUCAUCCGGUGUGUCACAUUAAGUCUUAUACUGUGGUUUGCGAAAGUGGCAGAAAAGUGUAUCUCCUUCUGUGUGUGAGAUGGUGUGGAAAUUGGAUAUCCAUGUCUUUUAAGUGUGUAUAAGAAACCUUGCCAACUGAAAUGUGUUGAUACAUUUGUUUACAAAAAUAAAGUUAGCAUUUAUUGCAAAAGGGAA
Molecule: messenger RNA, 5577 nt
Organism: Clupea harengus (Atlantic herring)
Lineage: Eukaryota; Metazoa; Chordata; Actinopteri; Clupeiformes; Clupeidae
Gene: rab3db
Product: RAB3D, member RAS oncogene family, b
Molecular function (GO): GTP binding; GTPase activity
Source: RefSeq, a predicted model, not a curated record